Bathycoccus prasinos is the source of this 1470-nucleotide messenger RNA. RefSeq lists its product with no specific name. The transcript has a single exon. Bases 1 to 1470 code for a protein of 489 amino acids. NCBI's taxonomy places the organism in Eukaryota, Viridiplantae, Chlorophyta, Mamiellophyceae, Mamiellales, Bathycoccaceae. The record is from RefSeq and is a predicted model, not a curated record.
AUGAAGGAGAAACACAUUAAAAAGAAGAAGAAGGAGAAAACAAAAGACUCAUCAUCAUCAUCAUCUUCUCUUUCUUCUUUGUCGUCUUCUUCUUCUCUCGCGUCGGAGGAAGAGGAGAAGAGUUCGAGCAGCAGUUAUUCGAGCAGCAGCAGCGAUGGUCGUCGUAAACGCAAAGCAAAAAGGAGGAAGAGGAUGAUGUUUAAACAGUUGAAAAGUGCGAUUGAAAAAGGGAAUUUACAAAAGAUUAAAACACUCACGCGUUCGAUGUAUCACGUCACGACGACGAAGAACGAGAAUAAUAAUGAAAAGAGGAGGAAACAAAAACGAAGAGAUGAAGAAGGAGGAGAGAACGCGUUUCACGUCAUCGCUCGGUGUAAAGAAUCGUACAAGAAUCCACUGGAAACGUUGAAGUUUAUGCUCGAAGAGUGCUUCACCCAACAACAGGAUGAGGAUGACAGUCUCCUCCUCGAAACGUUGCUCUCGCAGAAAGGAAGAAGAAAAGGUGGAAAAAGAAGAAGAGAUAGUAAGAAAAUAAAGAAGAGAAUCCCGCUGGAACUGGCGGCGAAGCAAACGGUCGUUUCGAGAGAACCGUUUGCGUUUCAAAUGCUCAAAAAGAAAACACCGCCGGGCGCGUGCGCGGAGAAAGCGACGAGGAGGUACGAAAAAUCGAGAGCGCGAGAAGCGACGCUGUUUGAAGCGCGGCGAGAGAAAGCUAUGGAAGAGAAGAGGAAGAGCGAGCAGAUGAAAUGGAACGAAAAGUUACGCGAAGCCAACGAGGAGGACGAAGGAGACGAACUUUUAUACGAGCGGUUGUGGCAGUAUGAAGACGAAGAAAAAGAGGAGGACGAGGAGACGAGGAGGGGAAAGUAUAGUAGCGCUGCUACUAUGAAAAACAACAAGAAGAGGAGUUUAUCCGUGGAUGAUGACGCGAGGAAGGAGAAAAAGAAGAAGAAGAAGAAGGAGACGGAAAAAGGAGAAGAGAAACACCGAACCAUUCCAGAGGAGGAAGAACGAGACGGGUUUAAAUCGCCCACGGAAAGGGAGUUACGAAAAAGAAACGGAGGUUCGUUACCUAUCGCGACGACGCAAUCGUACUACGCGAUAUGGAGAGCAUGCUCGAAGAAAGCGGAAAAGAAGACCUUGCGAGCGAAAGAUUUACCGUACUUACACGACGUCGGCGACCAAUCGGAAAGUUCCGCCAUCGAGUGGAUUUUAAAGUCUUCCGUGAGUGGACCCGAAGGCGGGUGCUCUUGCGAAGCGCCUCGGAAAAGUCAUCACUCCAAGUCGUGUGCGGUCAAACUUCUCCGCUCCGAGAUGCUGCGUUGGCAUCCGGACCGGUUCGUUUCCAGGUUUCGAGGUUGUUUCUUUUCCCUGCGAGAGGAAGAAGAGGCUCUGGUAAAAGUGAACGCGACCAGCGCGAGGUGCGUGGAAAUGUUUAGGAACUUUAAGACGAGCAGUAGUAGUACUUGA